Messenger RNA from Fusarium keratoplasticum, 1074 nucleotides. Its product is annotated as Phytanoyl-dioxygenase. The record is from RefSeq and is a predicted model, not a curated record. The transcript has 2 exons. Bases 1 to 1074 code for a protein of 357 amino acids. NCBI's taxonomy places the organism in Eukaryota, Fungi, Ascomycota, Sordariomycetes, Hypocreales, Nectriaceae.
AUGGUUAUCAACAGCGAGCCGAUCUCUUUCAAGUUGAAUUCCAGUGUUACUGAGACCCAGCCCAAGAGUCAGAAGUCUCUCCAAGCGGUGCCUUCUGGCCCUAAUAGGCUUUUCGCCAAACCUGGAGUGGCUUAUGGUGACUGGAGAGAUGACCUGGUCCGGGAUGGAUUUGUUGUUGUCAAAGGCGCUGUCCCUCGCGAAAGGGCCGAGAAAUACGGCAACGAUAUCCUCUCUUACCUUGAGAACUUUCAGGGCGGACUUGGCUUCAAGAGAGACGAUCCAACCACGAUCAAGAAUGACAACCUGCCAGUAAUCACCGAAAAGGGGAUGAUUAUUGGAUAUGGAAUUGCUCAUGAGUCCUUCACCUGGGCCAUCCGUCAAGAGCCGGGAGUCGUCGAGGCCUUUGAGCGUGCAUACGACACGAAGGACCUGAUCGUGUCCUUUGACGCCAUCAACACUGCCUUUCCUGGGCGCACCGACGUCAAACCCAACAAGCCUUGGCCUCACCAGGAUCAGGACCCAGAGAAGCCGGGUUUCCGCUGCCUCCAGGGCCUGGUCAACAUCUUCCCCAACGGCGACCGGGAUGGAGGCCUGAUUGUGUGCAAGGGCGCCCAUCUGCUGAGCGAGGAGUUCCACGAAGCAUUCAAAAACGAGCAAGACAAGAUCUGGGCUUGGACAAAUGAGUGGUACGGCUUCACCGACACUGGUCUCGAGUGGUUGAAGCAGAAGGGGUGCGAGUGGAUCAAGAUCAACGCGGAGCCUGGCGACCUUCUGCUCUGGGACAGCCGCACGCCCCAUUACAACGUCAGCCCAGAGGGCGAGGUGCCACGAUUCUGCACUUACACAUGCUACAUGCCCGUGGCCGAGGCGACGCAGGAGGACCUCGUCCGCAAGAAGGCGGCUUUCGACAACUUGCAGAGCACUACUCACUGGCCAAACGCCAUGCAUGUAGGCGGCAUCCCUAUCCUGCGCAAUGGGAAGCCUUGUCCUUAUAAUACUGGGAAGCCAAGGGAGGCGCCAGUUCUUUCCGAGCGUGGCUUUCAGUUGACGGGGAUUCCCUAUAUUCAGGCUUAG